Messenger RNA from Amphimedon queenslandica, 1504 nucleotides. Its product is annotated as cholesterol side-chain cleavage enzyme, mitochondrial-like. The record is from RefSeq and is a predicted model, not a curated record. Lineage: Eukaryota; Metazoa; Porifera; Demospongiae; Haplosclerida; Niphatidae. Gene Ontology annotation, molecular function: monooxygenase activity; oxidoreductase activity, acting on paired donors, with incorporation or reduction of molecular oxygen; heme binding. The transcript is spliced from 9 exons. The coding region runs from base 23 to 1462 and encodes 479 amino acids.
UUGUUCUCCGAGCAGCGCAGGAAUGGCUCUAUCAAAAAUGUUUGCUAAGUGCAUGGGCACCGCUCAUGCUCUAAGUAUUAAGACAUUGAAAGAUAUUCCAAAGCCAGCUGGCUCACUUCCACUCUUGGGACACUAUUUGCAAGUAAGAAGGCGCCCGGGGAACUUGAGCGAUUUCUACUUGAAGCAUUUUCAGGACUUGGGGCCAAUUUUUAGGCUUGAGUUCCCGGGAGGAAAAAAUGUUGUCUGUUUUGCUGAUCCUGAUGCUAUGGAGGCAGUAUAUCGAGCUGAAGGCAUCAACCCCAUCAGGACAUUUGCAGGACCAGCUAAUUUCCAAUGGUUCUACAAGAAGAAGAAUUUUCCAACGCCUUUUGUUUUUCUGACUGGGGAGGAAUGGAGGAAUGCAAGAUCUAAGCAUAAGAAUCAGAUUCUUCCUCAGAACGUGCAUCAAUACAUUCCUGGCUUUAUCAGUGCAACAGAGAGAUUCAUCAGAAAUAUCAGUGAGAGCUCUACUGAUGAUGAUGGCUACAUAGAAGAUAUUCACUCAUUGAUCAAAAUCUGGAGCAUGGAAGCAUCUGCAUACUUCACUUUUGGAGCUGAUAUAGACACGACUAAAUCUUCUCUUCCCGAAACUCAAAAAUUCCACGAGGGGUUUUCUACACUUGUAUCCACCAUUGAUGACUUCAUUACAGCCCUGCCUUUAUUCAAAUACUUCCCUUCAAAAAUGGUCAAAACGCUAAGCAAAGCAACAGAUGAUCUCUACAGUAUUGGUCGGAAGUACAUUGAUUUGCAUCAAGAGAGCGAGAGUGGGUACAGCCUAAUGGACCAGCUACUAAAGGAAGGAAGAAUGAGCAAAGAAGAGAUAAUAAUGUCUGCUAUCUUCUUAAUGGCUUCUGCACUGGAUACGAUAUCAUCUAAUUCAAGCUACUUGCUCUAUGAGCUAUCUAAACGUCCUGAUAUUCAGGAGAAGGUAUACAAACAGGUGACAUCAGCUCUUGGUAGUACAAACGCAAUCAGUGGAGAAGUUUUACAGAUGAUGCCUUAUCUUGGUUGUGUAAUCAAGGAAACUCAAAGAAUAACUCCUAUAAGCCCUAAUCACAUUAGAACUGUCACAAAGGAUGUAAAUUUGCUUGGAUACAACAUACCAGCCCAAACACUGACGAUGUACUCAACAUUGGCCGUUUCAAGAAAUGAAAGAUUUUUCAAAAAUCCACUGGAUUUCGAUCCUGACCGUUGGAAUAGAGAUAAAAUUCAUUCAUUUUCUAUUCUGCCAUUUGGUCUUGGACCUAAAAGCUGUUGGGGAAGGAGGUUUGCUGAAGUUGAAAUGAAAGUUCUUCUAGCUCUAUUAUGUCAAAAUUACAAGAUGGAGAGCAUAGAAGCUCCCAGUGCUCAAAUAAAAGUUAAAGAGAAACUUUUUACAAGACCAUUGAAUCCAAUUAGGAUAAGAUUCAUUCAAAGACAAUGAGCUAUAUUAUGCAUUGUAGAGUACAAAGUUUAUUAUUUUUAA